This is a messenger RNA of Penicillium cinerascens, 1725 nucleotides long. Its product is annotated as ankyrin repeat and BTB/POZ domain protein. The coding region runs from base 1 to 1725 and encodes 574 amino acids. NCBI's taxonomy places the organism in Eukaryota, Fungi, Ascomycota, Eurotiomycetes, Eurotiales, Aspergillaceae. The record is from RefSeq and is a predicted model, not a curated record. The transcript is spliced from 4 exons. Gene Ontology annotation, cellular component: ubiquitin ligase complex; cytoplasm. Gene Ontology annotation, molecular function: protein binding.
AUGGCCGAGCGGACUGUUUUACGCAAGGAUCAGCUGGAAAUCAGCCUACACAAUGAAAAGAAGCUGAUCAAAGAAGGUACUAUCAAGGAUGACAACCCGCUGGAUCUCAGUGAGCCAUUCCGUGACCUCUGCAGUGCUUGCCGUAGGGGCGAUCUGAAAGUCUGUCAGGAAAAGAUCACCGAGGGUGUCAAUGUCAAUGCUCGUGACCUGUACGAUUACACGCCUCUGAUUCUGGCGAGUCUCUGCGGACACUAUGAAGUUGCACGGUUGCUACUUGAGUCCGGUGCUCUUUGCGAGCGGGAUACAUUCCAAGGCGAAAGAUGUCUAUACAAUGCCUUGAAUGAUCGCAUACGAAAUCUCCUGCUUGAAUAUGACUAUUCCAAGUCUACGGAUCCGCUCCAACCUCUUGCUGCACAUUUGUCGUCCCUCCUCACCCGUGAGUCCCCAGUGACGACCGAUAUCGAGGUAACCGCCGCCGAGGAGUCCCUCUUCCUACACAAAUUCGUUUUGGCCGCCCGCUCUCCGUAUUUCCGUGGCAAGCUAUCGGCCGCGCCGGAAUCCACAACAUGGAAGCUUCCCAAUAGUAUCGCACCGGAAGCAUUCAGCGCUGCUAUAAAAUACCUCUACCUGGGUGAACCUCCUCGGGAGUUGCGGGCAGGGCCUGGGACGGGCUUCACGGAGUCCGAAGUGUUCGCGGGAAUCGAUAAGAUUGCCAAAUACUUGGAAAUUGAAAGUCUCAUGGACAGCAUCCUGGAUAGCGGAGAUAGAAGACGUGCAAGACAAAGAAGAACUACGGAGCUUGCCAGAGGCCGCGAUCAGCUGGAACAUUGGUUCCGUGAGAAUGUCCUCAAACACAAGGUGAUUAUUGACACCUCACAAGUCGACAAAGUGAGGUGGGAUCGAAACAAUGCCAUAUUCGCAGAUGUAUUGCUUCGAUCUGAUGAACUUCCGGAGGAGGCUGAGGAGACGGGCGAAGCCCAGAAAUCCACUCUAUUCCCUGUCCAUCGGGCAAUCCUCCUGCGAUCGGAAUUCUUCCAGGCCAUGUUCAUGUCUUCUUUCCGAGAAGCCCAUAUCACGGAUAAUCUACAUAUUAUUGACGUGGACUGCUCGCCCGAUGUAUUAGAGAUCAUCCUCACGUUUCUGUACACCGAGCGGGCGGAUUUCCCUUUGGAAGUCGCGGUCGAUGUUCUCUUCGCAGCUGACAUGCUUUUUAUCGAGAAGUUGAAGACAAAAGCAGCAGUCGUGAUUAGUACACUGGGUAGUGAAGGCAUGUCGCAGGCGAACGCGGCAAAGACGCAUGCCAAAGACGAGGAUGACAUUGACAUUUACUCAAUCAUACGUGCUGCCUGGUUGACUCGUGUCCAGCGACUGGAAGAGUUUGCAGCCCGUUUCCUCGCAUAUCGACUCGAAGCUCACAUCGAUUCGCCCGAGUUCGCGGAGCUGAUCCAAGAGCUGAGAUUCGAUGAUGCCGGUCUGAAUGAAUUGAUGGAUGAAAAGGCGCUACCAAAUGGCGAGGAAGCCCAGUCUGAGGAUGUGGCGAAGAUUACAGAUGGGGUCGAGGCCUUGGAUGUCUCCAAGUCAAGCGUUGGUCAAGGCCCCGGUCGCGAGAUUCGGACCUUGGAUGGCGCUGUUGUUGAGGAUGAAUUCUCCGAAGAUGCCAUGAACUAUGAGAUUCUGAUGGGGAAGCUGGAAGCCCUACUGGAGAAACUGAACUUGGACGCCUAA